Messenger RNA from Maudiozyma saulgeensis, 2751 nucleotides. NCBI's taxonomy places the organism in Eukaryota, Fungi, Ascomycota, Saccharomycetes, Saccharomycetales, Saccharomycetaceae. The record is from the annotation of a GenBank genome assembly.
AUGUCUGAAACUCUUUCUUUUAAGGAUAGAGUUGUCGUAAUUACAGGUGCAGGUGGUGGAUUAGGUAAAGCCUAUGCUUUAGAAUAUGCUAAACGUGGUGCUAAAGUCGUUAUUAAUGAUUUAGGUGGUACUUUAAAAGGGUCAGGUCAUAAUGCUAAAGCUGCAGAUUUAGUAGUUAAAGAUAUUAAUGAUCUUGGAGGUAUUGCUGUACCAAAUUAUGAUUCUGUAACUGAUAAUGCUUCAAAUAUUAUUAAAACAGCAAUAGAUAAUUUUGGUAGAGUAGACAUUUUAAUUAAUAAUGCAGGGAUCUUAAGAGAUGUCUCUAUUGCAAAAAUGACACCUCAAGAUUUUCAAUCAGUUAUUGAUGUUCAUUUAAAUGGUGCUUAUAAAAUUACUAGAGCUGCUUGGCCAUAUAUGCGUGAACAAAAAUUUGGUAGAAUUAUUAAUACUUGUUCGCCUGCUGGAUUAUUUGGAAAUUUUGGUCAGGCAAAUUAUUCUGCAGCAAAAUUAGGUCUUGUUGGGUUUGCUGAAACUUUAGCUAAAGAAGGUUUUAAAUACAAUAUCUUUGUUAAUUCCAUUGCACCUUUAGCAAGAUCAAGAAUGACUGAAAAUGUUUUACCAGCUCAUAUUUUAAAACAAUUAGGUCCUGAAAAAAUUGUUCCUUUAGUAUUAUAUUUAACACAUCAAGAUACUACUGUAACUCAUUCAAUUUUUGAAUUAGCAGCUGGAUUUUAUGGACAAAUUAGAUGGGAAAGAUCAUCAGGUCAAAUUUUUAAUCCAGAAGAUCCAAAUUUUUUUACACCUGAAGCAAUCUUAAAUAAAUGGUCUGAAAUUACUGAUUUUAAAGAUAAAUCAUUUAAUAAGACACAACAUCCUUUACAAUUAUCUGAUUAUAAUGAUUUAAUUACAAAAGCAAGAAAUUUACCAAAGGAAAAUAAUCAAGGUUCAAUUAAGAUUAAUUCGUUAAAAGGUAAAGUAGUAAUUAUUACUGGUGCAGGUGGUGGACUUGGGAAAUCUCAUGCCUUAUGGUUUGCUCAAUAUGGUGCUAAAGUUGUUAUUAAUGAUAUUAAGGAUCCACAAAUCAUAGUAGAUGAAAUUAAUUCUAAAUUUGGUAAUCAAUCUGCAAUUGCUGAUACUCAUAAUAUUAUUACUGAAUCACAACAAAUUAUUGAAAAUGCAAUGAAACAAUUUGGUCGUAUAGAUAUCUUGAUUAAUAAUGCAGGUAUCUUACGUGAUAGAUCAUUUAUUAAAAUGACUGAUUCUGAAUGGGAAUCUGUUUUACAAGUUCAUUUAUUGGCAACUUUUGCAAUGACAAAAGCUGUUUGGCCAAUUUUCACUCAACAGAAAACAGGGUUUAUUAUUAAUACUACUUCAACAUCAGGUAUUUAUGGUAAUUUUGGUCAGGCCAAUUACGCAGCUGCUAAAGCCGCCAUAUUAGGAUUUUCUAAGACUUUAGCAGUAGAAGGUUUUAAAAAAGGUAUUAAAGUGAAUAUUAUUGCACCUCAUGCAGAGACCGCAAUGACAAAGACAAUAUUUGGUGAAAAAGAAUUAAAGAAUCAUUUCGAUGCAUCACAAGUUUCUCCUCUAGUGGUAUUAUUAGCAUCUGAUGAAUUACAAUCUUCUGUAAAAUCUAAAAACGGUGUUACUGGUCAAUUAUUUGAAGUUGGUGGUGGUUGGUGUGGCCAAACAAGAUGGGAAAGAAGUUCUGGUUAUGUUGCAUUAAGUAAUGAAGUUACUCCAGAAAUGAUUAAAGAAAAUUGGUCUCAAGUUACUAAUUUUUCAAAUGGUAAAUCUAUCCAUCCACAAUCAACUAACGAAUCAUCUAUGGCCAUUUUACAAAGUGUUCAGAGAGCCAUUGCCACACAAGGUACUAACAAAUCUUCAACUGAUAAAGGUUCUGUUUCUUUCAAUGAACCUGGUGGAUUUACAUAUACACACAAAGACUGUAUUUUAUACAAUCUGGGGUUAGGUGCAAAGAGUAAUGAAUUACAAUAUGUUUAUGAAAAUGAUUCAAAAUUUCAAGUUUUACCAACUUAUGCUGUAAUUCCAUAUAUGCAAUCAACAAUGUCCUUAGAUAUGGAAUCUUUAGUUGACAAUUUUAAUUAUGCUAUGCUUUUACAUGGAGAACAAUAUUUUAAAUUGGGUUCAACCAAAUUACCAACUAAAGGUCAAUUAAAGACUGUAGCUAAACCAUUACAAGUAGUCGAAAAGGGAGGGAAAGCAGCCGUUAUAGUUGGAGGAUUCGAAACCUAUGAUGUUAAGACUAAAAAAUUGUUUGCUUACAAUGAGGGAACUUUUUUCAUUAGGGGUGCUAAAGUACCAUCGUCAAAACAAGUUAUGAAUAAGAGAGCACCAUUUGCCAUUGAAAAUUUUAAAGCACCAACCUCUACAACACCUGAUUUCGAAAUUGAAAUUACUACAGAUGAGGAUCAAGCUGCAUUAUAUAGACUUUCUGGUGAUUAUAAUCCAUUACAUAUUGAUCCUAUCGUUGCCCAAUCUGUAAGAUUCCCUAAACCAAUCUUACAUGGAUUAUGUACCAUGGGUAUUGCUGGUAAAGCACUUUAUGAUAAGUAUGGCCCUUAUGAUGAGAUGAAGGUUCGUUUCACAAAUGUUAUGUUUCCUGGCAACAAGUUGAAAGUAAGUGCUUGGAAGAAUGGUAAUAUUGUUAUAUUCCGUGCAGUUGAUUUGAAUAGAGACGUUGUUGUCCUGGACAAUUGUGCUUUGAAAUUGAUUGACAAAGCUAAAUUAUAA